This is a messenger RNA of Mesorhabditis belari, 1920 nucleotides long. The record is from the annotation of a GenBank genome assembly. NCBI's taxonomy places the organism in Eukaryota, Metazoa, Nematoda, Chromadorea, Rhabditida, Rhabditidae.
AUGGACUUUGAGCGGCUGUUGAAUCAUGCCAAGAAGAACACGGAGAAAACGAAUCGGGAGAUGGCGUUGACGAAAAAUGAGCUCUCCGAGAAGAAAGCCAGAGAUUUGCAGCGAAUACAAGAGGAAAUUGCCCGGAAGAAGCACGAGCAACGACGCAAACAACAAGAGGCCGAGAAAGCUCAACAAAGGAAGCUGGAAGAGGCGAAGAAGCAGUAUCAAAUCCCGAAAAUGAAGAAACCCCAGGAAUCUGCAGUGAGCAAGGAUCAAAUCUUGGCAUUCAAGGCUAAAAAGGAAGAGGAAAGAAUCAAGACCGAAAAGCUCCGUUUGAAAGAAAAGGAGAAAUUGGCGGAACUUCGACUAGAAGCAAAUGGAGGACGGGCCAACAAGAAGAUUGCGCGCCAUUUUGGAAUCGACGCAAUUAACAUGCAGAUUCGCUAUGGGAAAGAUCACGAACAUAUCGAGUUGUUGCAGAAAAGAAAAAGCAAAGAACAGGAGGAACAAGAUGUGCUUGCUGAAAGUCUUCGUGGCGGUGUAUUCAAGGCUUUACAACAAAGGAAAAAGGUGGAGGCAACUUCCACAAAAAAUCUGCCUACUGGAAACCGACCUGUUGGAACAAGCAAGGCAAACAGUUUGGCUGGAAUGUCGUCGCGUCAUUCUAAUAACAAAGACCGUUUUUCACCACCACGUAAUGGGAAGAAAGCUGAUUCCGAAAAGAAAGUGGAUAAGCCGAUUGUUAAACGUCCAGCUCCACCGCCGAUGGAUUUUAGUCAUUUGAUGGCGAUUGCUUCUGGAAAAGCGAAAGCUCCCGUCGAUGAGAAAGCGCCUUCUACGUCAAAAGCUCCAAUGCAAAGCACCAGUGUCCGAAUUACCUAUUUGCUUAGGAAAAGACCUGAGCCUCAUAUGGAAAAGUCGUCGGACAGAAAACCGACAGAACUUGUGCCGAUGAAGAAGCCAAAAAUGGACCAUGCUGAUCGGCGAGAAGAACCAAAGCCAAAAAUGAAGCAUGCUGAUCGACGAGAAGAACCAAAGCCAAAAACUCAGAGCCAGAACCAGAACGGGAGUUUCAAGAAGCCACAUCCAAAGGAACCUACAAAAGGCGGUCAUCAGAAUGGGACGAAACCUUCUGCGUCGGCUUCAUCUUCAAUGGCACCACCACCGCCAACCCCUCAACCGUCAAAUUUCUUUCCUAGCAAACGUUAUCUGCCUGGAGAUAUACGAUAUCAGCCAGAUCAAGAGCCACGCAAGGCCCCACAGCUCCCAACUUUCAAUAGGCUGCCUCAACAACCAAAAAUUGAAACCAAGCAUCAAAACUCGCAUCAACAUCCACAUCUAAAGAAGACAUCAGCAAUGCCAAUGGAAAAGAAACGCCCUAAAGUUCCAACAGAAUUCGUUGAUACUGCAGGGUUAUUUGGGGAACCGGAACGUGAACGUCGUCCUGCUCCCUCCAAACAGCGACCAGAGAUGCUUAGCCGAAAUGAUAGGCACAGACUUGAGAUGCGACGUCGUCAAGCUGAAAAAGAACGGGAACGACAAUAUCGUUCUGAGAGUAUGAGUUUGCUUGAAAAAGAACGCAUGCGCGAUCAUGAGCGGCGGCGAACUUCAAUGGGCUUUGGACGAGACGAGGUCGAUGAGUGGGAAGAUGAACUGGAUGAUGAGGAUGAUUAUGACUCGGAGAUGGACGAUUUCAUCGACGAUUCAGCGAUUGAUGACGAUCGAACGACGAGGAGGGAACUUGAAGAAACAAUGAGAAGUAUCAACAAGAACUACGAUAAGAACUUGUGGCGUAAACGGGAACAGAUGAUCGAUGAGCGAUCAAUGGAGACAAACUUCAAGCAGAUUGAUCAGGAGGAACGUCGUUCUCGUCGCAUGGGUCUGAUGGAGGAUGUUCUCGAGGCAAAAAAAGGCAGCAGCAUGGCUAUU